This is a messenger RNA of Bombina bombina (fire-bellied toad), 2277 nucleotides long. Its product is annotated as phosphatidate phosphatase LPIN3-like. Gene Ontology annotation, cellular component: nucleus. Lineage: Eukaryota; Metazoa; Chordata; Amphibia; Anura; Bombinatoridae. Gene Ontology annotation, molecular function: phosphatidate phosphatase activity; transcription coactivator activity. The record is from RefSeq and is a predicted model, not a curated record. Gene Ontology annotation, biological process: positive regulation of transcription by RNA polymerase II; fatty acid catabolic process; cellular response to insulin stimulus.
CUCAAUUUUGCCAAAAUCCAUCCCUGAUAGAGGAUCCUCGGCUUGUGCUACGGAUACACAGCAGGUUCUAUAACUGGGCAACUGCUGCCCCAAUAAUCCUUUGCAUGCAAGUUUUCAACCAAGAUCUGCCUCCGGCAGUGAUUGAACAGCUUAACCAACGAAAGAUGCCCCCCAGGUCUCGUGGCUGGUGGUUUUCAUGGCGGAGAGGGACCAUGAAUUCCAGUCAGUGAGAAAUCAAGCAAUGAAUUCUGGGGUUACAUCAAGAUCAGGAAAAGAGCCAUUGUCCAAUACUCAGGAGUUUGAGGAGCAGCAGAAGAAAUGUGAAACCAGUGGGUUAGAGAACCAACGUAAAAUUGAAUCUGAGCCUGCUGUGGUCCCUGCAAAGCAACAGUCGUAUCAGAGGUCCUUGCGUCUGACUUCUGAGCAGAUAAAGAGUCUGAACCUGGAGGAGGGUAACGAGGUUGUAUUUAGUGUGUGCACUAAAUUUCAGGGUACAACACGAUGUAGAGCUCACAUCUUCUUGUGGAACAGUGAAGAUCGCAUCAUUGUGAGUGACAUUGAUGGCACUGUUACCAGAUCAGAUGCACUUGGGCACAUUUUGCCACAACUUGGGAAGGACUGGACUCAGCCAGGAAUUGUCCAACUCUAUCGUGCAAUUCACAUGAAUGGCUAUAGAUUCAUAUAUUGCUCGCGUUCAGUGGGUCUGGCGGAGCUCACAAAGGGGUAUCUACGGGUGCGUGCAGAAGGCUACACUCUCCCACUUGGACCGCUCCUUUUGUCCCCUAGUAGCCUCUUCACUGCCCUACACAGAGAGGUUAUAGAAAAAGCCCCAGAGCGCUUCAAGAUUUCCUGCCUCUCUGACAUCCGGCAACUCUUUACAGACCCUCAGCCUUUUUAUGCUGCCUUUGGAAAUCGAACAAAUGAUGUUAUGGCUUACAAGCAAGGGGUGCCCGAAUCUCGAAUCUUCACUGUGAACCCACAAGUACUGACUCAAGAGCUAAAUCCUAGCUUUAAAUCCUCGUACUCUGCUCUCAAAGAAUUAGUGAACGUCAUGUUCCCUCCUUUGGCCACUGAUUCAGUCACCUCACUGCUAUCUUCAGAUUUCAACAGCUUUUCAUUCUGGAGAACACCUGUGCUUGAAAUCAACGAAGAACAUCUUGCAGAGGUCUUCUAGAAACUGGACCUCUACUAUUCUUGAAAUAGACUUGAAACCACCCCCUGACAAGAGGUGCUAAGGACACACAUCUCUUAACUUCUCUUUAUAGAGAGAUUGCUGGACGUUUAGUUUUUCAUCAUAGCAAUAAAAAAAACUUUGUCAUGCACCUUAGUCCUCUUUAGAAUAUUAGAAAAUUGACCGCUGAACGACACAGGCAUUCUGGAAUAUAAUUUUUGAAAAAGAAAAGGCUCAAUCCAGGAGUAGAAUCCAAAAUAUCUUUAAUCCAUUAAACAAAGUUAAUACAGGUGUAGCAGUCGGUCUAUUCUGGAAUAUAAAUCUCACCUCCUAAUGCACUGAAAUCAGGACACUUAUAGGGACAUAAAAGUCUGUUUGUUUUCAUUACUCUUCAAAGAAUCAAAACCGGAGUUUUGAAGGUUGGUAAAUAUUUUUAAUGCUUGGAAAAUAAUGCCCUUUAAAAUCCACAGUAAGCUGGACAGGGAUGUUUGUCUAUUUAAUUGUCACUUCCUAAUACACAGAUAUUUGUCAAAAACAAAAUACAAAACAUAAAAAAUAGUGAGCAAGUAAUAGAACUCCCCUUGUGUCACUGCAGUCUCUCCACACUGUUUACAAAUAUUUUUCAAAAGGUGCGCAACCGGACACAGGUUUUAUUAAAGGUAAACCCCACGUUUUUCAUGAAUCAGAUAGAGCAUGGAAUUUUAAACAGCUUUCCAAUUUACUUCUAUUAUCUACUUUACUUGCUUCUCUGGGUAGGCAUAGGAGCAGCAAUGCAGUACUGAUAGCUAGCUGCUGAUUGGUAGCUGCACACAUGUGCCUCUUGUCAUUGGUUCGCCAGAAGAGUUCAGCUAGCUCCCAGUAAUGCAUUGCUGCUCCUAAGCCUACCUAGGUAUAUUUUUUAACAAAAGAUACCAAGGGAAUGAAGCAAAUUUAGAUAAUAGAAGAUAAUUGAAAAGUUGUUUAAAAUUCCAUAGUCUAUCUGAAUCAUGAAAGAAAAAAAAAUUGUGUUUCAUGUCCCUUUAAGGAAAUGUGAAAAAAAAACUCAAAAAUAUGUCUGUGAGGAGAAACAUUUCAAAAGUAAAAUAAGAUAUUUUUUUAUCAAUACA